Messenger RNA from Topomyia yanbarensis, 1984 nucleotides. RefSeq names its product 2-phosphoxylose phosphatase 1. The transcript is spliced from 2 exons. Gene Ontology annotation, molecular function: phosphatase activity. Bases 85 to 1827 code for a protein of 580 amino acids. NCBI's taxonomy places the organism in Eukaryota, Metazoa, Arthropoda, Insecta, Diptera, Culicidae. The record is from RefSeq and is a predicted model, not a curated record. Gene Ontology annotation, biological process: dephosphorylation.
UCAAAAACAUAGUUGAUACUAGCUGAUAAGCUGUUUUCCUUGGCAGUGACCAUUCCAAGCAAGUUUGCUGCAAAAACUGUGAAAAUGUUGCUGAAGGAAAUCGCUCGAUUUUCGUUGCAACAUCGCACGCUUUACUGUUAUUUAAUUUUAAGCAUUUGGAUUUUUCUGCUUAUAGCAGGAAUGUACAAAUACAUUGGAUCAAUCGAAGAUAGCAAUAGUGUUUUAAGUUCCAAAAAUUUCCUUUAUAAAAAGCAACAGCUCCUGCUGGAAGAGCAGGAACGGAUUCGAGCGAAAAAGAUUAACGACGACGUAUGCAAUCAUCCACCUACAAUUGGAAUAGGGGAAGAGGGAGGAACCCUUGAUGGGUGGUCUUUGCAAGGUGUACUGCUUGUGAUACGCCAUGGUGACCGCGGCCCAAUGACACACGUUCGUGGCAUUGACUCCGUGGAUUGUAGCCACGAAGGUGAUACGGUGCUGAUGAAAUAUUAUCACUAUCUUACUAACAGCAGUUCCAGUACAACGGCCGGUCAUUGGAUGAAAACUGGUCCAUUUCAUGGCUUUCCAUUGCUUCCGUCCAGUCCGAAAGCGUGCUUGCUGGGGCAACUAACACAAAAAGGAAUUGCUCAACUGUUACGGGUCGGCGACAUUAUCCGACAAGCCUUUGCUAAUUCUUUGUCAUUGUAUGCUAAAGCUCCCGUUCAAACUAGAACCACUCCGUUCAAUUCUUCCGACACGACUAACAUUCCAACUAUCUACAACACGGAUGAUAUAGUAAUUUACUCUACUCGCUAUCGACGGACUUUCCAAUCAGCCAUGGCCCUAAUGUUCAGUGUUGUUCCUCCGGAGAAAUGGCAAUACCUUCAAAUACAGGAAAGCCAUAGUUUGUCUUUUUGUUUCGCCGAUUGUGCCUGUCCACAAGCGGAUAAUCUUAAAAAGCAACUGGAUAAGGAAUGUAAACUAUUAUUGGGGACACAUCCUGCGAUAGGAGCUAUUGUACAAUGGAUGGGAGCCACUCUGCUCCAGAAUCAGCCCACUGUUGGUCAAUCUAGUCCACUAGAAAUUCGAGAUGCUGUUCUGUCCCACAUCUGCCAUGAUGCCCCACUACCAUGCCGGAAGAUUUCUCUAAACUCAAAAGCACAACACACUAGCAAGGGUGCCAGCAGCAGCACUCAGGAUCCCCAGGACGUUAUCAAUAUAGAUCAGGAUGAUAGUGCUAUUGUCUUCAACCAGCAGAGUCAACCGAACACUGAGGAACCAGAUGAUGUGGAUCCUACCGGAGAGCAGGAACCCGAAAUCGAAGGAUGUGUGGAAAAGAGUCACGUAGCAGCUCUCAUGUCCUACACACAAUGGGCAGGUUUGCGCGAGUGGAAAAAUUUGAAAAUGCGCCAGCAGGGCUUAUUACGCGCUUACGGAUUCUUGCGAAACAUUGUUGGGUAUAUGCUCAAAAUGAUUUCCGGAGAUAAGGUCAAGUUCGUUCUCUAUUCAGGCCAUGACAAAACUAUGGAAUUUCUCAUGGCUGCCCUUGGGUUAUCCAUGGAGACUCCUUUUAUAGCGUAUGCAUCACGGAUGGUAUUUGAGGUGUACAAAAGUGAUAAAGAUACCCAGUACUACUUUCGACUGAUGUACAACGGACAGGACGUAACUAAUACCGUUGGUGUAUGUGAAGGUGGUAAAAGCCUCAGUGUGCCUCGCGGCAUACGAGGAGACAGAGCCAACCUCUGCCCGAUCGAAAAUAUCAUACGGUUCCUGCACGAUGACUAUUUUGUGCAGUUGAACGCAACUAACUUCAAGGAUGCUUGCUUGGCACAAAGGGACGGAUAUUUCUAGCUUCUGGUGGAGUUAAUUGUUUGUUGCCGUCUGUUAUUAGUUUUGAUCUGUGAUAAAACGAAAUGCUGAAUUCAGAAUUACUUUGUACAAUCGUGUCGACAAAAUUAACAAGCAUUUUACUCUGUUGGGAAAAACACGUGGAUUGUGUGGAAUGCUU